This is a messenger RNA of Cyclopterus lumpus (lumpfish), 1049 nucleotides long. Its product is annotated as 3-oxo-5-alpha-steroid 4-dehydrogenase 2-like. NCBI's taxonomy places the organism in Eukaryota, Metazoa, Chordata, Actinopteri, Perciformes, Cyclopteridae. Gene Ontology annotation, biological process: steroid biosynthetic process. The transcript has 6 exons. Gene Ontology annotation, molecular function: 3-oxo-5-alpha-steroid 4-dehydrogenase activity. The record is from RefSeq and is a predicted model, not a curated record. Gene Ontology annotation, cellular component: membrane. The coding region runs from base 186 to 947 and encodes 253 amino acids.
AUACUAUUCGUGGAAGCUGAUGUGCAGCAAGACAGACCAGAAGGCAAUAGUUCCAGUUUUGAGUUGUUUACCUGUUUGUCAUUAGUGGACAACAUUGCAGUAAAGUAGUCCCUCCCGGACUAGCUGCCAGCCCAACCACGCAGGUAUUCCUCCGCUCCCAGUCCUCCACGUGCAGAGCCCCGCAGAUGGAGUGUCGGGACGCCGCCGUGUCCUCCCUGAGCUGGGCUCUGAUCGUCGGCGGCGCCGCCUACAUGCUGCACCAGAGCCGGAGCCACACGCAGUACGGCCGCUACCUGCCGGAGAAGGGCUGCUGCUGUCCGGCCCGACUGGGCUGGUUCUUGCAGGAGGUCCCAGCUUUCCUGCUGCCGCUGCUCCUGCUGCUCACCGGGGAGCCGGAGAAGACCGGAGACCGCACCGGGAGGACGCUGCUGCUCUGCACCUUCAUGCUGCACUACUUCCACAGGAGCUUCAUCUACGCCUUCCUGACCCGAGGACGCCCCGUCCCGCUGCCCAUUGUGCUCGCUGCCGCCAUCUUCUGCUCGCUCAACGGCUUCCUGCAGGGACAUCACCUGCUGCACUGCGCCCACUUCGAACACACCUGGCUGAGGGACGCUCGCCUGGCUGCAGGUUUUCUUCUCUUCGUCGUCGGAAUGAUCAUCAACAUCCACAGUGACCACAUCCUGCGGAGCCUGAGAAGACCUGGAGAGACAGUCUACAAGAUCCCCUACGGGGGAAUGUUUGAGUUUGUGUCUGGUGCCAACUUCCUGGGUGAGAUCCUGGAGUGGUGCGGUUUUGCUUUAGCCUCGUGGUCUUUGCCCUCCACGGCCUUUGCUUUCUUCACCGUGUGCUCCAUUGGGCCCCGAGCCUACCAGCACCACAGAGACUACCAGCAGAGGUUUGAGGACUACCCCCGCUCCAGGAAGGCUCUCCUUCCUUUCAUCCUGUGACCAUGAACGACAGCUGACCUCCUGAAGCUCUGAAGCUCCUGGAGAACCCAAUAAAACCCAAAUGAUGAUGUCAUGUUCUAGAAUAAAGAUGAGAACCCUGCA